Coffea eugenioides is the source of this 1332-nucleotide messenger RNA. RefSeq names its product auxin-induced protein 22D. Gene Ontology annotation, molecular function: protein binding. The transcript is spliced from 3 exons. Gene Ontology annotation, cellular component: nucleus. Lineage: Eukaryota; Viridiplantae; Streptophyta; Magnoliopsida; Gentianales; Rubiaceae. Gene Ontology annotation, biological process: regulation of DNA-templated transcription. Bases 363 to 947 code for a protein of 194 amino acids. The record is from RefSeq and is a predicted model, not a curated record.
CACAAAAAUAUUAAGCCACCACCUUAAUACUUAUUCACUUCUUCUAUUGCUAGCACUAUCAUACAACUUAACUACUACUACUGCUUUAUAAAAUCAUACCCUAUAAAACACCUUUCUUUGCAAGUUUGCGUUACAAACUUUUACAAUUUCUCCAACAGUUGCACAUUACAAGUUGGUUAACAACAUUUCUCUUUCCUUGCAAGAAAGCAGCAUCUCUGCAUAGAAAUCUUGAAGGAGUGGGAAGACAGUUUUUUGGCUUCGAUCAAUCAGUUCAAGGUUCAAGAACUUGAUUUUAGCAUCUGGGGUGGCUCGGAUUUGGUUAUACAAGUGAAGGUGUAGAAGAGCUUGAGAAUCUUGGAAGAAUGGAGGCCAUUGUGGCUCAUGAAAAUGAUCUGAAUCUCAAGGCAACUGAGCUUAGGUUGGGGUUGCCAGGCACUGACGAGUCUGAGAAAGAAUCAGCAUCAUGUACUAAGAAUAACAAGAGAAGCUUGCCUGAGUGCGCUGAAGAAAGUGCAAAAAACGAUGAUCUUGAUGCUCAACAUGGCGACUGCGAAGCUGCACCUGCUGCCAAGGCACAGAUCGUGGGGUGGCCACCAGUCAGGUCCUACAGGAAAAAUAGUCUCCAACAAAAGAAGGCAGAAGCUGAGACUGGAUUCUAUGUCAAAGUGAGCAUGGAUGGAGCCCCUUAUCUUAGAAAGAUUGAUCUGAAAGUAUACAAGGGGUACCCGGAGCUCCUCAAAGCUUUGGAAUAUAUGUUCAAACUCACAAUAGGUGAGUAUUCUGAGAGGGAAGGUUACAGAGGAUCAGAAUAUGCACCUGCAUAUGAAGAUAAAGAUGGUGACUUGAUGCUAGUUGGUGAUGUUCCCUGGGAAAUGUUUAUGUCAUCCUGCAAGAAACUGAGAAUCAUGAAAGGAUCAGAAGCCAGAGGCCUGGGAUGUGGGGUAUGAAUAUCCCAAAAGCUGCAUCAGCCUACAAGAAUUAGAAGAGAAGAUACCUCUCAGGGAGAGAGGAAUUCUCAGCUUGGGUUCUCGAAGAAGAACUUCGAAAUUAAAAGCCUCUUGUAGCAAAACAGUUUUUUGUGGACUAUGAAUAGGAAGUUAACAGAAGAAAGGCCAUAGCAACUACAGGUUUUUUCUUUUUCAAGUUACAGAAGAACCGCGGUGGUUUCAGAUCCUGUAACAUUUGUGUUUUGCUUGUAAUAAUCCAUCAGACAAAAACAUAUAUAUGAUAUUUGCUUUCACAGCAAAUGUGUAAAGGAACAUAUACCCCUUGCCACCCAAAUUUUGCUCAUUUUUUCUGGAAUAUGAAUAUCAAUUAACAGGGUUCAAAGCA